CCGACAGCAAACCUUAUAAUCAGGUUUCUGAUACGUAAAAAUAAUCUUUUAUAUCUACUGCAAAAAUACUUUGAUGAGGUUUAAAUAAUCCAGUUAGUUGUCAACACAUCAACAUGAAAUCACUUUGAUCAGCGAUGGACAUUUACUGCUAUUUAGAAGUGCAUUUCUGCAAUUAUUGCAUUCUAGGUAGCUUCCUGAAUGCUCUCAGUUUGAAUAAAUGAACUUUUAUUCGUUAGGAUUGAUGAGCUAACAGCUAGUUAAGAAACUGUAUCACUCAGUGCGGUGAUAUGCGCACUGACCAACAUCAAAGUCGAUCCAGGUCAAUUUUGUUGAAAAAGCUGGGACCCUAACUCUAACCCUCUUUAUCCUAGUUUACAUACGCUUUAGAAAACCGGCCUUUCAAAUAAAGUUUGUUCCACUCUGGAACAGUAGUGGCGACACGCCCCUUUUCAUCUUGGCUUUCUUUCGGUUAGCUCAUUGCAACACAAGCAGUAAACAGAAGCUGGCAGGAGUGAAGCAGAUGGAACUGAAACAGGAUGUGCACAAUGGCUGAAGGACUGUACAACAACGCUGCAGCACAGCUUAUUUGGUACCUACUGUCCUGUUGUAUGGUGUUACACGUGUUGCUUUGUGAUGAUGGUCUUUUCAGAAGACCGCUUCCAUGGUGUCAUCACUUCUGGAAUGUGAGCGUCUAACCUGUAUUAGCUUGACUGAUGCAUUUACAUGCAGAGUUUAUUCGGAUUGCUACCGCAUUAUCUGGGUCUUCAGGUCGAUUAGAAAGCGUUUGCUGUCAGCCCCGAUUAACGUGUUUUCAUGCAAACCGAUGUGAGUCUCUUUCGGGCAAUAAUUCGGUUUUCUGGUGGACUUGUAAACGGCUCCUUAAAAAAUGACCAUUUCUAAAGUUUCCAGGUGAAACCAAUUAGAAUAUGGUGCAAAAGUCCAUCAUGUCAUUAAUUCAACUCGGACUGAGAGACCAUCUAAAAGCUCAGCAACACUUUGCAGGUGUUCUGCAUUCAUUACUGAUUAGAGACACUUUGAGUCAAGAAUACUGAACCUUUUCACAAUAUUAUAAUAGUCUGAGAUUUUGAAUGUGGGGGGUUUUCAUCAGCUGUAAGCUAUAAUCAUCACAAUUAUAUCAAAUAAAGGCUUGAAAUAUCUGGAUUUGCAUGUAAUAAGUCUAUCGCACACAUUAGUUUCACCUUUUAAGUUGAGUUACUGACAUAAAUGAACAUUUGCACAAUAUUCUCAUUUUUCUAGUUUCACGUAUUCAUGCAACAUUAUUUUAUUAAUGUUUUCAUCAUCAUCAGUUUGACAUCACAAAACUAUGGUUAAUUAAAAUCAUUUAUAUCCCCACCAGGGAUUUCUUAAUGACAACAAUUCAAGAAAUUUGAGUAGCUCUGACAUUUAACUCGUUCACUGCCAUUGACGACUAAAGUCGUCAUUUGCAUUUUUUUUACUGUUUGAAAAUCGGAACGAGCCCCCGCGCUGAGAGAACAAACAUCUCAGCCCUGAAGCCGAUCUUCAUCCGCAUAUGUCACACGUCACGUGAUCAGGAAGCAGAACAUCCAUGUGUUAGGAGAUCGUUUUGGGGCGUUCCUGUAAAAAAAGUGAGGCGCGAACCGGAAAAAGCGUCUGCCGAUCACAAUUCAACAACGGAUUAUGAAAGAACGGAUAAUGCUGAAAACACGCGGAUUCUUCCUGAUGUAAGAGGCGAGUCUCCGCUUUGUUUUUGUCUCGACAUCAUGCUAGCGCGCAACAUUCUGUGACUCUUAAAAAAACAGUAAAAACGGUGAGAAACGCUGGCAGCGAAGGCCGUUAGCGAUCAGGAAACGGCUGGCAGUGAAAGAGUUGAGAUCCGUGAAGUUUUGUGGCAGCAGCAAAACAUUUUGGACUUGAAUUUCACACAGACUGGCUGUUAGCUUAUCAGUCCUGAAGGACAGUAAAAGCAAGUAUUAAUCAUUUUUACACCAAAACACUCUUAAAAAUGGUUACAAUGUUCCUUUGGUUCUACAUUUUUAUAGCAUCUUUUUGUUACACAGAUAUGAACUAAUUGCUUCAUUUAUGUUACUGGGGAAGUGCUCAUUAAACUUACAACUAUCUGAGCGUAAAUAGCCGUAAGUAUGUCGAUUAUAGCAGGAAAAUGUAGUUACAUCCUCAGUCCCUAGGCUGACUGAGAGUCACCUUCAGAUAAGACGAGGUUGUCGCUAAAGCGCGAGAAGACCAGAGUGUUAGUAACGGAGCUGACUACUAAAGGAUAUAAAAGAGAAACUAAGCAUAAACACACAAAAUUAAAAGAAAUUACAAGUUUUAUUCUCUUAAAGAUUCAUUAACAGAUUAUUUGUACUCCUAAUUUUCCCACCAUUUUCUUAUAUGAAAUUGAACAAAUCAUACAAGGAAAAGCAAAUCUGAGCGCAGCUACUCCAAAUAUUAGCUCCGUUGAACUUUUGCAAGUCUUGUUUCUUGUGUGGAAAUAAAACCUUUGCAGAGUUUAUCUUUUCAUUCUGCCCUAAACAAGUUGCACUCAGGACUGAAUCUGAGACCAGGUUGCUGUUUAUCUGAUCCAGAAACUCUCCCCCGACAGUCUGACCGUGUAACUCACUCUGACUUAAUGUUAUGGAGCCAGAACAUGAAGCCAGAAAUAUCCGGUGUCCUUUAUGCGGCAUGCAAAUACUGUGAGCAGGCUAUUUGUGGAGCCUGGUAAAUUUGUCGUGUUGAAACGACGGUGAGGCUAAAGCACCCUGAAGUAACCAGACUGAGGUUCAGCUUUGAGCGCGGAGAGGAAAGGCAAAGAGCUUGUGUGUACGAGGCAGCUUGGAAGGAAGGUCUGAAAGCUUUGUGACAGCGACUUGGCAGGAGGACAUGUUUGUGUGUGCGGCGCCUUUAAAUACACAUCAGCCUCCCAUAAAACACGCUGCUUGUCAGAGAUGGCGUUCCGGUCUGUCCUCCUGCUGCUGCUGGCUCUUGGUCUUCAUACCAGCGGUCAAAUUUUGGCUGAAUCCGAGCCUCUCCCAACAGGCUGUGGCUGGGGCCUUGGGCGUCCAUACACCCUCCUCUGUGACCUGGACUCCAUUUGGGGUGUAGCUGUUGAAUCCGUGGCUGCUGGAGGGACCCUGACUGCCAUCUUGCUUGCUCUAGUCCUGCUGUGCCGUUUACGCCACAUCAGUGAAGGCGAGAAGCGCAGUGGUGUGGGACCCAUUCUCCUGCUGCUCCUGGGCAUCCUGGGCUUGUUUGGCCUCAGCUUCGCUUACCUGAUCGAGCAGGAUGAGUCUCUCUGUCUGAUCCGCAGGGCCUUGUGGGGUCUUCUUUUUGCUGUCUGCUUCUCCUGCUUGCUGGUUCAGGGCGUUCGGCUGCGCAGGCUGGGCCGGGAGCGUCGGAGUCCGGGUGGAUGUGCUCUAACUAGCCUGGCAUUGGGAUUGAGUGCUGUGCAAGGGAUCAUUGCUGCUGAGUGGCUACUCCUGACCGUGCUGCGGGAGGGGAGAGCUGCCUGUCAGUACCUGCCUUUGGACUUCUCGUUAGCCUGCAGCUACGUGCUAGCCCUGCUGCUGGCGGCUCUUACAGCCGCUUCCUUGGCCCUGUGUGGGAAGACACGUCAGUGGCGCUGCAAUGCUAUCUGGCUGCUCUUGACCUGCCUGCUGUCCCUGCUGUUAUGGGUGGCCUGGGUGGGCCUCUAUCUGUAUGGCAACGCCUGGCUUGACAGGUCCCCCGAGUGGAAUGACCCGACUCUUGCAGUAGCUUUGGUAGCUCAGGGCUGGCUGCUGCUGAUCUUCCAUGCCAUUCCUGAAUCCCAUAUCUGUAUGAGACCUCCUCCGCAACCCACCGCUCCAGACUACUUUGAUACAUCCCAGAACUCAACACGGAUGAGGGAGACGAGCUUUGACGAAGAUAUCCCUCUUUCUCACCGGCAGUUUGUGGAGAACCAGGGCUACGGAUACAACGAUGAGAACACUGCAGGCUUGAGGAGCGGUGGAGGUGCAGGUCAGCACAACAGUAACACCGGUGCCAGGCCCAGUGCUCCCUUCCGUAGCAACGUCUACCAGCCCACAGAGAUGACCAUGAUCCUGAAUGGGGGAGCGGUGAGUACAUCCUCCCAGUCGCAGGUGCCCUCCGCCCCUCCCACCUACACGGGAAGGCAGCUGUGGUGAAAGGAGGAUAUAGCGACAGAAUAUUAGGAGAAUAGGUUGGAGGGAUUGAGGAGAGUGAGGGGUUCCAGGACUUGGGGUCCACCCGGUUGGAUGGAACUUUCUGCAGCAUGGACGCCUGCAGGGCUCUUUCACUCUGUGUACAGACUCUAACGCUGAAUCUGUGCCAAUCAAGUAUUGAAUGAAUGUGAUUGUGAGAGCGAGGCAUGGAGGACAGAGCUAAAACCUUUCCUGCUUACAAUGAACUCUUGAAACAUGUCCAGUCAUGAGGAAAAAAAGAACGACACAACGCGCACUGACUCAGAUCUGAAAUUAUCUUUGGUUUGCUCCGCUGAUUCUCCAGCAUCCCUGAAAACUGUGAAAUCUUUUGCUUCGUGCUGAUCGGGCAGGAUGUGAUGUGUGCUGCUCCUUUACAGUGCUGGUGCUCACAUGGAAACAUUUGGCUCUGUCCUCCAUCCAUCCACAUUAAACACACGUAAACAGAGCACACGGACAACUGUACAGCUCCAGCACCGCCCCCUUAAAAAUAAUUCAGCCUCUGUCGGUGUCUAUGUACAGUAAAAUGAAUGGAGAAAGUGUGUGUGUGUGUGUGUGUGUGUGUGCGUGCGAGCGUGUGUGUUUGUCACAGCUCCCCAACAAGCCCCGGCCUUUUCCUCCUCUUCUCUCUCUGUUCCUGAUCUGCACUGUCUGUUGUUAUAAAACAUAGCUCUCCUCCCACCUGCAUGGACCCAUUGCAAACACAAAAACUGUGAAGCCCUACCUGGCAACCACUGAACAUAGACUCCACCUGUACAGAGGGAUCACAUGCUGCCACUGAACUGCUAGAUGUACGAAGGAGCAGGGUGGGACGUGAUUGGAUGAGGAGGCGGUCAGUCAUCUGCAAAAGGGGAGGUGGGGUGGGUGCAGCAAUGUAGGUCAGACCGCUGCUCUCCCACAUCUCCAGUGGCCACUGGCGGAUCGGAACAACCAGGAGAGACUGUCACUUUGGAUCAGCAGGAAACAGAGCAAGGAAGUUCAAAAGAGAGGAAAAAAAGUGUCUCGCUUUUCUGUCUGUGUGCAUACGUGGAUUGUGAUUUUCUGAGCAACAAAAUUCAAGUUCUGAUGCUGAAUUCCCACAAGUGGUGUGGAACAACAGAAAAAAAACGUGAGUGACAGAAUAUAAAUAAACAGCUGUGGCUGGAGAUAUUUUGGAGCCGCUGAAAGAUGAGAUUUACACUGUGGAGAAGAAAGAGGAGGGUCAAAUAUAAGGGAAGGAGAAGGAAGGUCAGAGGGGGGGAAAUCUCCUUCAAUCAGCCUCCACUGUGUGAGAAAACCGCUCUCGAGUCCCUUUGUGCACAAAGGAGCUGCUCCUUUAUACCCUCUAAACUCCUCUCCUCCUCCUCCUCCUCCUCCUGCUUCUCUGUGGUCAGUGCCAAUAAAGACUCCUCGUUUCUUUGGAGUUUUGAUUUACACUUUUCUCUCAUCGUGGCACCAGCUAUCACCAGAGGAACUGUGUACAUAUCAGUGCUAUAAAGCUCUGCUUACCUGUUUUCCUUUUAUAUUUUUAAAUUGUAGGCCGAGUUUAGACACAGCAAACUUAUUUUUACUUCCUUUUUAAUAAUUGGUUGCUUUAUGUUCAAACUUUGCCUUUUGAUCCAUAUAUGCUUUUAUUUUUUUCUUGCUUGCGUCUUUUAUUUUUAGCUUUUUCUGAUUUAUUUUAUUUUGCCAGGACUAAAUUUGCUUUUUAGUAUUUUAGUUUGAUAAGGUUCAUGGAUUUUACGGGAGCUGUCAUUUACAAGACUUUAUGUUGGUUUUACUUUCUGGUUUAACUGAGGCAGAGGAGGAACAAACGUAUUUUGAGGUUGUUUUUUUUUUGUUGUUUAGAUAAAAUACACUAGCUGUGAAUAACUUUGGCACUUCAUGCAGUAAACAAACUAGCUGCUGAUACCCUAUGGGGGUGAAAUUUAAAAUCAGGGUAGGGUGGGUAGGUUAUAUUAAAUUUAGACCCACUAACCACCAGUUAAAUGAUCCUUGAAAUUCGUCUGACCUGGGGUCGGCCCUUAACUGCUGCUGUGUUUGUCUGACACUGGGACUAACUCUGAAACAGGACUGCUACUUGCAGGCCAGCCUCAGACCCAAACACAGCUCCCUCUUCCAACUGUGCUUGGGCCACACCUGGUCCCAAACAGAUCCACGCAAGAACUGCCCUCAGGGUUUUCAAUACUCGACUGUAAGUUUCAAUCCUCAGAGUUAAGGACGGAUGUUUGAAUUCUUGUGACGUUUUCACUUAAUGUGGACAAAACAGAAAAAAAGAUGAACAACAUGGUGUGACUUCGUACAUUUUGCACUCGUCAACUACCUAUCCGUGCAUGCUUCUCACAUUUUCUACAUAUAAGAUCUUUCUCAGACGUACUUUUGGAUACUAACCAUUUAUGUAAGGGUCAUGUGACAGAAAUCAUAACUUCAGUGUAUAUCAAAUGACACCCGUUGAUGUCUGUGCUUACAAAAACACAAAAGGGUUGCUUGUUGUGACAUCAAGAGAAUAAAACCAGGGGUCGGUCCAGAAGAGUGUGAUCUUCAGGACCUAAUAACAAAUUUCCUCUGUGUGGGUUUGAAGACUUGAGGGUUUUUAAAAAAGCAAAUCUUCCGACUGAUAUUGUCUCUGUGUUAAAACCAAGUAGACUGUGGUGAAAUUUGCACAAAACUUCUAUGUUGAGUUUGAUGUCCCAGGGGUGACCCAUCCUUCCUGGGCUCGACGUGUCCUUGCCUGUCCGCUCCUGAUUUGUCUUGCCGUCAGACUGUUCCGGGGGGGGGGGGGGGGGGGGGAGCUAGCAGGGGUAAUAUUGGUUUUCACAGUUAUGACAGUGCAGUGAUGCAGCAUGCAGAUGUAUAGAAACUUAAUUCCUUGAUUAGAAAAAGAAGAAAAAAACCAACUAACUGUUGUUUCUGUAACCAAUUCAGGAAAAAAGUUCAAUAAAGGUGUCAUGUUUGUAGUUAA
This is a messenger RNA of Nothobranchius furzeri (turquoise killifish), 7116 nucleotides long. RefSeq names its product G protein-coupled receptor, class C, group 5, member Ba (gene gprc5ba). The record is from RefSeq and is a predicted model, not a curated record. Lineage: Eukaryota; Metazoa; Chordata; Actinopteri; Cyprinodontiformes; Nothobranchiidae. Gene Ontology annotation, biological process: G protein-coupled receptor signaling pathway. Gene Ontology annotation, molecular function: protein kinase binding; protein kinase activator activity; G protein-coupled receptor activity. Gene Ontology annotation, cellular component: signaling receptor complex; extracellular exosome; intracellular membrane-bounded organelle.